GCCAACGGCAAACAUAUUUUCAAUCUCUAAAAUGAUUUACUUAUUCGUCAAAUGAAAUUAAAAAUAUGUACAUUAUAGGUUAGAGUUAAAGUGAAUCAAUAAUCUAAAGUUUGUAAAAAAAGAAAAAAAAUACAAGCAGCGUAGAACGUAGAAUUGCUUGUGAUUUAAAAUAAACAUACAAUAAAAUAAUAUUUUUUAAACAAGUCGCAUUUCAAUUUCGAUUUUUUUCAAAGCAUUCACUUCUGUUAGAACUAUUUCAGAAGAGCUCAGUUUAAAAUAUUCAACAUUUUCACGCCAAAGGAAACGAAUUGCGAACGCUAUUCUCAGAGUUUCUUACAGAAAACUUUAAUACCUCUUCAGCUUUAAAACUACCGAAGCAAUGACAACUGUUCUUGAUUUGACUAUUAAUAAAACUCUGGAAUAUGAAACUACUGAAAUAUCAGAAAUGGAACCAUAUCCUGAUUUUACACAAAUACCAGUUGUGCGUUUCAUUUUUGUGGCUGUGUAUAUUAUAGUAAUGGUGCUGGCGGUAGUUGGAAAUGCUGUAGUGUGUUGCACAGUUUUUUCGAACCGUAAAAUGCACACUGCCGUAAACUAUUAUAUUGUGAAUUUAGCGAUUUGUGACUUUCUGGUUGGUGUUUUCGUUUUACCUCUCAAACUAUUAGAGCUUACAUCUCCUGCUCAUUGGGGAAUACUGAGCGAUACAUUAUGUACUGUUAUGAUGUAUGUUCAGACGAUAUUUGUGUUUGCUAGUGUACUGACACUUGUUGCCAUUUGUAUAGAAAGGUACAUGGCAGUUCUUCAUCCCCUUGAAUCCCGUAUGCAUCAGACAAAAGCAAGAGCAAAGAGAAUAUUAUGCAUUGUGUGGGCACUGCCAUGCGUUGUAGCCAUACCGUUUCUCUACCCAUCAGAAGCUUUUUCAAACACAUUGCAAAGUGAAUACGGUGAGAUAUCCCGUCUUACUUGCUUCAUAGGUCUACCAGAAGAAUUCCGUCGAGCAUAUUACACAUUUCUGUUUGUAUUCAUGUACAUUUUACCACUAAGUUUCAUUGCUGUUACAUGCUACAGAGUUGCUCGGUGUCUCUUGCAAGGAAUACCGGUGCAUCGACAAGGAAGUAUUAGACGACAGGAAGCCAACAGGAGAAAAAUUGCAAAGAUGGUUCUGAUGGUUAUUUUAGCAUUCGCUGUUUCCUGGACACCAUACUUCUUAGUCAGCAUCAUAACACAGUAUCAAACAGUGAACUUUAUGCACAAAGAGAACUUCUUUUUCACUAUGCUGUGCAUCAAUUUGUUUGCCUUUGUCAAUUCGUGCGUCAAUCCCUUCAUCUACGCAGCCAUGAGUACGAGAUUCAGGAGUGGCUUUCGUGGUUGUUUUAGAGUUGUCUGCCUUCUUGCAUUGUGCUCCCAACGUGAAGUAGAAAAUGAUAUCAUGGAUCCAAGAAUUGCAGACAGAACAAGAGGAAAGAAAAACGUUAGAUUUAUGUGUGAACCGCCUAUGUCCUGCUUCAUGGCCCAAAGUUCAUCUGAAGGCAACAGUGGAAGUAAUGCAAGAAUGUCAGAAACCAGCCAACGUACAGCUUGUACCACAGUUCCAGCUGCCAAGCGUGGUAGUUCCUUCUUUCACUCUAUAAUCAUGAACAAUGCUGGGAGCAAAUUUCUUGCACAAUACUUAAAGAAAGAUAGAGAUGUCAAGCACAAUGGACAGAUACCGAUGCUAGAAGUUUCACCCGAUUCCGAUAGCAAGACUGCUCAACCCACAAUUCCGAUGCCCAUUUUCUCGACACUGGGAAAGAGUCAAUUGUCUCGAAAGAGCUGUUGUAGUGCUGGAGAUAUAACUCUUGCAUCAAACUUCAUGGCGUCAGAUGAGUCAUUUUCAGGAAAUAGAAGAAGUUCAUCCUGUUUGGACUUGCGAAACAAUCACAGAACCCAGUCUCAGUUAUUUACCAUGUUAUAUUAAUUUAAAUAAAAUGUUAUCGUCGAAUUUAAUAUCAUGAAUGAUCAGAAUGAGAGUUAAGUCGUUCUGCUUAAACUGAUAUUUGAAAUCUGUCGUUGGCAGCAUUUAUUUGUCAAUGCGAUUUAAAAAAAAUCUAUGCUAUCUAUGAGUGCAGUGUUUCGCGAUUUAUGCCCUCGUUAGGGGAAAGUCGGGUAGCCCCGCCCACUUAAGUAGUAUUGCUUAUAUUUCUGUAUAA
Molecule: messenger RNA, 2189 nt
Organism: Parasteatoda tepidariorum (common house spider)
Lineage: Eukaryota; Metazoa; Arthropoda; Arachnida; Araneae; Theridiidae
Product: QRFP-like peptide receptor
Biological process (GO): G protein-coupled receptor signaling pathway
Cellular component (GO): plasma membrane
Molecular function (GO): G protein-coupled receptor activity
Source: RefSeq, a predicted model, not a curated record